UUUCAGACGAUGGUUUAACGCUACAUUCAAUUAAUCACGAAAUACAAUAAUGGAUAUGAGUGAGGAUGACGAGAAUGUGGUACAAACAAUUUAUCCAAUAACGUUUGAUUCGAUCGAUAUCGACGAUCACAUACAUUGCGCAUAUUGCUUCUGUGUCGAUUGUCAAUACAACCGUUGUGCAUUGCGUUCGUGUCCUGAAUGUCAUGCUAUAUUGCAUGGUUGUAAACUUGAGGAUCAUUUGUUGAUCUGUGCCAAGGCCUACGUUCCGUGCUUGUGCGCAGCAUUCGGUUGUCCAGUAUUGCUACGACGUGAUCGAAUGUCACAACAUUUGAAGCAUUGCUGUGCAUCCUCAAUAUGUUGUGCCGUACAGUGGAAUAGACGAACGCUUAGUAAUCACGCAAAACGCAAGUUGAAACGUUUCGCAAAGGGUCUAGAACAAUGGGAAAUAGAGCCUGAAAUGGAUGAUCGUGAAAUUGAUGUUUGUGCCGCAUUGGUUGAUCAGGAAGCAGUAAUCGGUUCUUACCAGACAAGUCGGAAAGAUCGAAAACGUCUAACUGAUUUCCAGAAUCCAUGUCAUCCACUGAUGCCACUGAGAUUAUCGCUCGAAAAGUUAUCUCGUUUCGCAGACGAAGACAGCAGUGACGAAGAAAACAGACAAAAGGAAAUUCAAUUAAAGCUUAAGCGUUCUCCAUUUGAAAAUUGUUAUUUGUGCAAAUUCGAUCCAGCUAGUCAACAUCUUCACGUAUUGGGUAACAUUAGUUUCGAAGGACAUGAAAAAGCUGGUGAGGAAGUGAUAUCACCUGUGAUACCACCCGUUAAAGUGUCACUUUUGCCACCAUUCUAUGAAAUGAGGCAUUUAUGUUUGAAUAUUGGACGUGAACGUUUCUCGGUAUUCGCUCGAAAAGGUGAGAAUAUGCCAUAUGUUCAAAAAGGGAUUUCGGUUUAUACGUUUUGCUGUAACGAAAGCUUUCGUCGUGAUGAAUAUUGUACACAUUAUGAAUUGUCACAUAUGGAAAUUGAUGACUGUAUAGGACGUUGCCCGAUGUAUAUCGAUGGUUGCCCCUUCUAUUAUUGUAAAGUAAAACCAUGUUGGGGAGAGUUAAAGUAUAAUCGCUAUCUGAAUUGUGUCGUGCAUCGUCCACCCGAACCAUCAAUUUUACCAUCUGAUGGCUCACCAUUGUACGACUUGCCACCAAUAAUGCUGAUUGAAAUUUUGCAAUAUUUGGAUAGUGCAUCAUUGCGUUGUUUAUCAUCAACAUGUAAACACAUGCGACUGAUGUGUUUCAAAGUGGCUUCUGAUUCCGCAAUGGUACACAUCAAAUGGGAACGAGCUGAAAACGGAAGUUGGUCAGAAAAAUGUUUUAUGUGGGAAUUCAGUAAAUGUCAAAAGCCAAUUAAUGAAUGGAAGAAUACGAGUCCGACUGUUUUAAGCAGCCAUUUGUCUGAAUGUAAAUUUAAUGUUCCGAAAAAACUCAAUCAUGAUCGAAUCGCUUUACUUCCGGCUGUCAAACAAGCAUUUUCAGAAACGAUUCAUCCAAUUGGGGAUCGAAAUCAAUUCCGUGUAGAGCAAAUUGUACAAUCUAUUAGGUUUUGA
Molecule: messenger RNA, 1594 nt
Organism: Loa loa (African eye worm)
Lineage: Eukaryota; Metazoa; Nematoda; Chromadorea; Rhabditida; Onchocercidae
Exons: 7
Coding region: 50-1594 (514 amino acids)
Molecular function (GO): ubiquitin protein ligase activity; zinc ion binding; protein binding
Source: RefSeq, a predicted model, not a curated record